CUUGCACAUGAAGACUAUAUACCAACUUCGACUUCUCUUCUUCAUCUAUAAAUAGCCUGGUUUUUUCACUUUGAUCCUCAUCAAUAUCACAACAUAUUGUAAUACGACUCCACAACAAGAAGAAAUCAGAAGGAAAAAUGGUUAAUUUCUCAGCCAUGUUCAGUUGCUUUGUUCCUUCAUCGUCUUCAUCUUCUAGGGUUUCAGAUGAUGCAGAAGUAUCCAACAUCAAAGGAUCUAAUGUACAGAAACCCAAAAGCAAAUCAAAGUCAUCUUCAAGUGCUCCUAUUGUAGUUUCUUACUUCCCCAUCAACUCAUAUAUGUCAAGGUUAUAGUUCGUUCAUGGCGAUUUUGAGGAAUAUUGGAGAAGAGUGAACAUAUAUCCUGAUCCAUUAUAAAGAACAUGAAGAUGUAUUUUGUAUUUUUUUUAUUUGAUUAUACAUAUUUAUGUUUUAUAUCCAAUUAAUUAAUUUGAUUUUUCAGCAAUAAAAAU
This is a messenger RNA of Jatropha curcas, 490 nucleotides long. The record is from RefSeq and is a predicted model, not a curated record. NCBI's taxonomy places the organism in Eukaryota, Viridiplantae, Streptophyta, Magnoliopsida, Malpighiales, Euphorbiaceae.